Molecule: messenger RNA, 1479 nt
Organism: Strongylus vulgaris
Lineage: Eukaryota; Metazoa; Nematoda; Chromadorea; Rhabditida; Strongylidae
Source: the annotation of a GenBank genome assembly
AUGACUUUAAUUACUAAUCAUGUAAGACUGUACUGCAGCAAAAGGGUUAGGUUUUCAUUUGGAAGUUUGAAAAGCUUUCCAAACACAGGACCCACACCUCUGCCGUUCAUUGGAAAUCUACACACUAUGCUUUGGCACGAACCGGGCUAUAGUGCAUUUGAGAUGUGGAGACGAAAGUAUGGACCUGUGUACACUUACUGGCUCGAAUGGCAAUAUUUUAGAAAACAUUCUUCUGACUGGUGUUAUGUGUUAGUAGAUUUGACAUUGUAUUUUUCUCUCGUCAUGUUGGUUGAUCCACAUCUCAAAAAGUAUCAGAACAUUUCAGGACCCUUUCCCUUUGUAAUGAUCAGUGAUUAUCCCACUUUAAAGGAGACGUUUGUCAAAGAUGGCGACGCUUACGCCGGAAAAUUCCAUUUGGAAGAAAUAACAAAGCUUUACAGAGGUACGCGACUGCGAAAGUCAGUCUUAUAUGGUGGUGCCUAUGGGAUUUUGGAUACCUCAGGUGAUCUGUGGCGUGAUCAUAGAAGAUUCGCGCUACAUGUUCUAAAAGAUUUUGGCCUCGGGAGUGACGGAAUGGAACAGAGGGAUGUAUUCGAUAUAGCUGUUGGUUCAGUGACUAAUCAGCUACUGUUUGGUUAUCGAUUUGAUGAAGAGCAUAUUGGCGAAUUUCGUGAAUUAAAAAGUAUGAUCUCUCGACAAAUGCGAGAGUCUGCACAGCCAGCUGUUGGUUUGUUGAUGGUGUAUCCAUGGCUUGGACAUCUACCAUACUUCAACGAUAUACUCAAAACGAUAAUAAGCUACCGUGAUGCUUUCUACUCAUUUUUUGACAAUCAGAUCGAAGAACAUAAGAAGAAUAUAAACUUUGACUUAGCCGAAUCCAACGAUUAUGUGGAAGCAUAUUUGAAAGAGCAAAAGAAAAGAGAAGCGGAUGGUGACGACUCCUUCAGUCACAUUCAAUUACAAAAUGUUUGUCUGGAUCUAUGGAUUGCUGGUAUGGAAACAACAUCAAAUACACUUUCCUGGGGUGCAGUCUAUCUACUCAACAAUCCAAACGUCCAGGAGAUCCAACGAAUGGCCAAUCUUCUGCCAAUGAACCUGCCCCAUGAACUAAUACGUGAUGUUCAUAUAGGAGAAUGGCACAUCCCAGCAAAAACUGGGGUUGUUGCUCAAAUCAGUAACGUACUUUAUGAUGAAAAGGUAUUUCACAAUCCAUUUACUUUUGACCCUUCAAGAUUUAUCGACGAUAAUGGCAAGCUGAAAAAGGUGGACGAGUUGAUUCCUUUCUCCAUUGGAAAAAGACAGUGUUUGGGUGAAGGUUUGGCAAGAAUGGAGCUAUUCCUAUUCAUAGCAAAUCUAUUUAAUCGAUUCGAGACACUUUCAGGCGACGUCAGCAAUUCCAUAAACUUAUCUUCUUUCACUUACAGCUCUCAUGUGUGGACCCAGAAGCUCCGCCGAGUACAAAGAAAACCUUUGGUAUGA